This is a messenger RNA of Gamsiella multidivaricata, 1257 nucleotides long. RefSeq names its product P-loop containing nucleoside triphosphate hydrolase protein. Gene Ontology annotation, biological process: microtubule-based movement. NCBI's taxonomy places the organism in Eukaryota, Fungi, Mortierellomycota, Mortierellomycetes, Mortierellales, Mortierellaceae. The record is from RefSeq and is a predicted model, not a curated record. Bases 1 to 1257 code for a protein of 418 amino acids. Gene Ontology annotation, molecular function: ATP binding; microtubule binding; microtubule motor activity. The transcript has 4 exons.
AUGCAACAGCAACAACACCAACAACAACAACAACAACAACAGCAGCAGCAGCAACAGCAACAACAGCAGCAACAGCAACAACAGCAGCAACAACAGCAACAGCAGCACUAUUACCAACAAAGCUAUCCUGAUGGACAAAAUUUUAGGGAGGCAUCUGAAGACGAAGAGGACCCCAUCCCAGUUCAGGAGGCAAAGCAGCGUGGACUCGAUGGGUACUGCGUAUCUUCAGGCAUUGAACGGAAAGGGACUCUGGGUCGCGGCUCCCACGCGUAUACUGUCAACGACAUGACAGCCAAGAUCCGUGUCUGUGUCCGCAAGCGACCCCUCAGCAGCAAGGAGAUCAAUAAAGCGGAGAAGGACAUUGCAACAGUAUCAGGGCGUCAAUUGGCCGUUGAUGAGCCAAAGGUUCGAUUGGACAUGACCAAGUUCAUUGAGAGGCACAAGUUUGUGUUUGACGAGGUCUUUGAUUCGGAUGCGACUAAUGAGGAUGUCUAUCGGAGGACGGCAUACCCGCUGGUCCAGUACCUAUUCGAGGGCGGAAAGGCGACUUGCUUUGCAUAUGGUCAAACCGGAAGCGGAAAGACAUAUACGAUGUUGGAUGACAAGCAGGGACUCUAUGUUUUGGCUGCACGCGACAUUUUUGUGCGGCUGCGUAAUCCGGAGAACUCGCACCUCGGAGUCUACAUUGGCUUUUACGAAAUCUAUCAGGGACAGCUUCAUGAUCUGCUCAACAACCGCAAGAAACUACACGCGCGCGAGGACGGAAAGGGUGGUGUUGUGGUUGCGGGACUGAAGGAAUAUGAGAUUGUGAACGUGCAGGGACUGAUGCAGGUCUUUGAGUACGGAAACAAUGCCCGGAGCACAGGGAGCACAAAUGCCAACGCAGAUUCCUCAAGAUCGCACGCAAUCAUGCAGCUCGUUUUGAAAAACCGCUCCACGAAAACUGCUGUGGGAAAGCUGAGCUUCAUCGAUCUUGCCGGAAGCGAAAGGGGCGCUGAUCGCGGUGAAACUGACGCCAAGACAAGAUUGGAGGGAGCGGAGAUCAAUAAGAGUUUGCUGGCGUUGAAAGAGUGCAUUCGUGCAUUGGACCAAGAUAAGAAGCACACGCCGUUCCGUCAGAGCAAGCUGACCCAGGUCUUGAAGGAUUCAUUUGUCGGAAAUUCAAGGACCUGCAUGGUGGCCACCAUCUCACCCAACAACUCGAACAGCGACCACACGCUGAACACUCUUCGCUAUGCUGAUCGGUAUGUUUUUUAG